GCACUUCCCGCACUACUACUACAGCCUGCGCCUCUCCCUGCCGGGCACCAACGCCUCGGCCCGGCUGCUGGUGCUGGACACGGUGCAGCUCUGUGGCGGCGUGGACGACUUCGGGAAGAGGAUGACGGGGACACUGGAGACGCAGUUCACUUGCCCCUUCUGCAACCACGAGAAGUCCUGCGACGUCAAAAUGGACCGCGCCCGCAACACGGGGGUGAUCUCCUGCACCGUCUGCCUGGAGGAGUUCCAAACACCCAUCACCUACCUGUCAGAGCCUGUGGACGUCUACAGCGACUGGAUCGAUGCCUGUGAAGCUGCCAACCAGUAG
This is a messenger RNA of Chaetura pelagica (chimney swift), 328 nucleotides long. RefSeq names its product elongation factor 1 homolog (S. cerevisiae) (gene ELOF1). The transcript has 4 exons. Gene Ontology annotation, cellular component: transcription elongation factor complex. Lineage: Eukaryota; Metazoa; Chordata; Aves; Apodiformes; Apodidae. The record is from RefSeq and is a predicted model, not a curated record. The annotation marks the transcript as partial. Gene Ontology annotation, molecular function: RNA polymerase II complex binding. Gene Ontology annotation, biological process: transcription elongation by RNA polymerase II.